Messenger RNA from Oncorhynchus keta (chum salmon), 3200 nucleotides. RefSeq names its product protein eva-1 homolog A-like. The transcript is spliced from 5 exons. The record is from RefSeq and is a predicted model, not a curated record. The coding region runs from base 897 to 1475 and encodes 192 amino acids. NCBI's taxonomy places the organism in Eukaryota, Metazoa, Chordata, Actinopteri, Salmoniformes, Salmonidae.
UGCUCUCUCUCUGUUCAGUAUAAUCAUCAGGUUGAGGGGUAGGAGGGGGAAUGCAUGGCAGAGACUGAGGUUUUUUAGGAAGAAGAGUGUGAGGGGAUUAUAGGAAGACGAGUGUGGUGCAAGAGAGUGUGUGUAUAUGUGAGUGAGGGUAGUGUGUUUGUGUGUGUAGUGAGUGAGUGUCCGUGGGGGUGAGCUGCUCGCGUGUCACAUUCCAGCUUCCAGGGAUCGACCCCUGUCUACCGGGAGACGGACCUGGAGAACUUUGAAGAAUAAUUAUUGGAAAACUGUGAUUGUAAAACCUCUGUAAACCUGUAUCUCGCUGUGACUUUGAGCUGUUGCUGGUCUCGCUCGGAAAAUACUAAUCUGUUGAAGGAGGGAUUCUCUCUACUCUCCACUUCCUCUGUUUCUGCUGCUGGAUCUCUGGGCUUUGGAUGUUGGUUUCACUGGUGCCGCACUUUCCACGGCUCAAAAACAGGACGGGAGGAGAAAAAAGAAGAGGGCAGAUGAAGAAAGGAGAACAUGAAAUUAUUUUUUUUUUCAAUGGAAUGGAUUAAUAAUCUGGAUCAUGGAUGUCAGCCUUCAUGGAUUGUUUCACUGACAGUCAACUAAACUCAGUCUGCGUUCCAGAGGUGGGACCAACCAAGUCAUUGUUUUACAAGUCACAACCUACAGUGACAGAGAAGACUGCUGUGCUGUUCUCAGCUGAGGAAAGGAGAGAAUUCAGUUCAGACUUUAUGGAAGGGGGUAGCCAGAAGACCUUAUGAUGCCCUAAGGGUUCAAAUGUUGUUUCCAUAAAACCAUAUUGGAUUAAAGACCAGAGUCAGCCGAGUCUGACUUAUAGACAGAAGAUACUAGCCUAGACCAGAGAGGCCAAAGACGCAGUUAGUGACAUCAUCAUGAAUGCCCCGCCCACAGGAAGUCCCAGCCCAAAUAUGGAGGUGAAGGUGGUCUCCCAGGAGAUGGCAUUGUUUAGCAACGCCCUGGCGGCCUACACCUUCAUAGCAGACCAGCCGGAGCGAGCAGCUCUUGUGUUUGUUAGUGGUGUGUGUGUGGGUCUCCUUCUCACCCUCUGUGCCCUGGUGGUGCAGAUACACUGUCGCACCGACUGUCACUACAGUAAUCGACGGCGACAUCACCAUCAGCAUAGAAACAGGACUCACCACCAUCACCAUGGGGACCAUCACUGUCACCACCACCACCAACCUGGCAACCCUAACACAGGCAACCCUGGCGUAACCACGGAGACGAGUGAAGACAGCGACUCAGAGGACUGGGACGACAGGAACUCUGACCUUACGGCUCGACGACGAAGGCGAUUUGAGAGAACGCUGCUGCAAACCAGCGUUUUCACCUCCGCAGAAGAGUUGGAGCGAGCUCAGAGGGUUGAGGAGCGAGAGAGGAUCAUGCGAGAGAUCUGGAUGAAUGGACAGCCUGAUGUCAACACUGUCACACGCAGCCUCAACAGAUACUACUAACAGGAAUGGAGAAAGAGAGGAAGAGAGAGACAAAGAGAGUGAUGGCUACACAUACGGAUGGAAGAAGAGAAAAAGAAAGGAUAGGGAAAUUAUGCAAUUUUAGACAAUGUCGCAUUGGGUGCAUGAAGCCUACAAAUCAAAUCAGAUAUUAUUGGACACAUAGACAUAUUUAGCAGAUGUGGGUGUAGCGAAAUGCUUGUGUUCAGUAGUUGUGGAUAGUGACAAAUGGGAAUGGAUGAGGGAGAGGACAAUGACCUCCAUCCAGUCCCUCUGACACUGGGCACAGAACCAUGAGGUUUAGGGUGUGUCUGGCGCAGUGAUGUAGUGGUAAAGAAAUAGGUGGGUACACGCUUGAUUGCCUUCGCAAUGAGUAAAGUAACGUUCCUUAUACUUUCAAUGCAUUUUCCACAAAAAUUGUGCAAAAAUAAAAAAGGUGUGUAAAACAGCUUUUACGAGCAUUUACCCUCCACUACACCACUGGUCUGACAUGACACCAGGCUUACGCCAAUCUAAGGCUCUUGGGAGCUGUGAUGGGGAGGGAGAAAGUGCACACUUCACACUAGAGGAAAGAAGUAGGUCAUGAGAAUGCAGCAGCCUAAUCGUUGCCCAGGGUGGUUCCUCUGGAGUCAGCCCCCGCCCGAGACCUGAGGUGGAUGUUGUCAUCAACCUGUGUGUAAACUGUGACCUUCCUGACGUCAUCACCAUCACCGUUGACAGCGGCUCACAAUUCACAUCUAUGGAAAUCUCUGUUUUCCUGGCUAAACGUUCUGGUUUUUGUCCUUCGUUCCAGACAGGUACUGACUUACACAGCACAGUUCACUACAAGGACAAGGACCACAGAAAAGACCUGUCAACUGGAAUGACAUUUUUUUGCCUUCACUCAAUCUUAAUGUGCAUUUAAUUGAUUCACUGUUGUACUUUGUGGAUUCAUUCCUUUUUAUAAAAUAGCAACACUUUCUUAGUUUGUCUCAGGGACGCUUUGAAGGGUUGUCAUUGGGGAAAUGUUUGCAUUUGGAAGAUGACGCAACAAUCCUUCCUUAGAGAGACUGUGACUAUAAAACUGCGUCAGUUUGGUUUGUCAGCAGGAGUGUGCAUUCGUUAGGUAACUAGCACGGCUGUGUGCCUUAAACGUAGUCACGGCAGACAGAGGCACCGCUCCAAUUCAGUCAACUCCUGAACAGUGCCCUUCAGACAACAAGUGCAAUACAGUCCCCGUACAGCCCUAAAAGAAGCCACCACCAUAUUGCUAACACCUAUCUUUUCCCUUCAGAUGUGAAACACUGAAGAGGUAGCUAGAGUCUCUACUAUAUGUGUUGCUUUUGGAGUGAAGCUGGGUGGUGGAACACUAUGAUGUUUUUAAUCGGGUAAAUGGCGCAACACAACAGUGUUAUUAUCUCUGCAGUGUUUCUGGGUGUUUCCCCUAGCUUGUCGUCUAUAUUAGAAAAGCUGUCUGUGAAGUGAAAAGUCUGUCUGAGAGAGAGGUUCUGUAUGCAUCCUUCCUUCCGCUCUUCCUUGAGGGAAUCGCAGGUCUGAGAGAGGUGUCUAGGUGAAAACAGUCUCGUUCUCACUUAUCCAGUCCAUACAGAUCAGUGAUUUCCUCAAGGAACUGAGAAAAGACUGGAAAUAAACAUUGCAUUGAAGGAUACUUUAAUUUAGUACUCAAACAGGGACAGUGAAUGACUGAGACUAACACACGGACCUUUUAUUGAAUAAUAAAACCCUUUG